CCAUCUCACUAUCCCCACCACCCCACUCGCCUGCGCAAUGGCCGCCGCCACGACCGACAGUGGCUCCGGCGAUCACUUCGCCAGCGCUUGCGGCGUGAGCGUUGGCAGCGCGUGCUCCACCCCCUUCGUCAGCGCACCGUCCAGCCCUGCCCGCGACCCGUCGUUCCACGCCGCCGCCGGCUACUGCUUCAGCGCGCCGGCGAGCCCCGCACGAGGCCCCGGUGACUGCGAGUACGAUUUAGACUUCGACUUCUCCUCGCAGUUUCCGUCCCCGUCCGCCGCCGCGAUGUCCUCGGCCGACGAGCUCUUCCACAACGGCCAGAUCCGCCCAAUGCGGCUCUCCUCGUUGCUCCUCCGUCCGCAGGCGCUCCCGCCCACCGCCGACCGCCCCAACGGUGACCGGAAGCCGCCGCUGCAAGCAACGUCUCCAUUGGACGAGCGCGGCCGUUUCCGGAACCGGUCGGUGCACCGGAGGUCCCGCUCAGCCUCACCAUUCCGGGCACACUGGAUGUCACCGUUAUCUUCGCCGGCCGCGGCGAAAGAAUUUGUACGGACGCCGACAUCAGCGUCACGGUCGUCGUCCUCGUCAUCGUCCGGGUCCUCGUCGGCCUCAAAAAGUUGCGGCCGGUGGCGGUUCUUGAAGAAGCUCAUCCAUCCGAACAGGUCCGAUGGCUCCAAGCACCAGCGUCCACUAUCGCCAGCGUGCCCCAAGACGAACUCCUCGCUGGCAACUCCCAACAAGAACCCCACACCGGCGGCGGGUAAGCGCGGGAGGAGGAGCUCGGCGCAUGAGCGGCUCUACGAGGCGAGGCGGGCAGAGGCGGAGGAUAUGCGGCGGCGCACGUUCCUGCCGUACCGGCAGGCGCUGCUUCUCGGUUGCCUCGGGUUUGGUUCCCCCGGUUAUAGCGCCAUGCACGGCUUCGCCGCCGCCACCACCGCCAAGUCCAUGUCUUGAUGCCCAGAGCCCCAGACAGCCGACGCCUCCAUGGACUCCACUGGCUCAUCAGUGUCAAACAAACUUCCCUUGUAAACUAUUGUGGUGGCAAGAAGCCAUGAAGUGGAAAAAGAAGGUUGACUUGUGUAUAGAAAAGGGAUUAUUGAUCUCUUCUGUAGUAAUUUUAUGGUGAUGUAAGUGUGGAAUUCUGAAGAACAAAUUUGGUGUUUUA
Hordeum vulgare subsp. vulgare (domesticated barley) is the source of this 1166-nucleotide messenger RNA. RefSeq lists its product as uncharacterized. NCBI's taxonomy places the organism in Eukaryota, Viridiplantae, Streptophyta, Magnoliopsida, Poales, Poaceae. The coding region runs from base 38 to 955 and encodes 305 amino acids. The transcript has a single exon. The record is from RefSeq and is a predicted model, not a curated record.